AUGUGGCAGUCAUGCUUUCUAUUCGUUCUGCUGAUCACGGUACACGUGGUCGAAGGCCACGCGGACAAUGAUCCGGAGCUCAAUAUGAAUACGGUAGCGCUUGCUUGUUGAUAGUUAUAUUAUCAAUCGAAACUGUUUAGUCCCAAAUCAUCGAACGGUGGGGGUACACGGCGGAAGUGCACACGGUGACCACCGAAGACGGCUACAUUCUCGAAAUGCAACGGAUUCCGCAUGGCAAAAGUGAGUAGUUCUGUCGGCGGCCAAGUAAAGAAAACGCAUUUUGAGCGAAUGUGACGUGGCCGAACGGGAAACGGCCGGUUGUUCUGAUGCAGCACGGAUUGCUCGCCUGCGCCAGCGACUGGGUUGUCAACCUUCCCGAUCAGAGUGCAGGUCAGCGCUUCUAUUGUCUCUUGUUCCGCCUAGAAAAAAAAAAUGGCGAGCUGUCAACGUGGUGGCCGAGGUCUAGAAAAUGCUUCGACCAUCACCGUACCUGAAACGAGCCAGGAUCACUGUUUUGGAGCUCAUUUCACAGAUGAUCCAUCAUUUUCAGCAUUCGUGUUCGCCGACGCCGGAUUUGACGUGUGGCUCGGCAACGUGCGCGGCACCACUUAUGGCCGUCAGCACACGACGCUCGACCCGAAGGACACCCCAUUCUGGAAGUUCAGCUGGGACGAGAUGGCCCGAUACGACUUGAGCGCAAUGGUGGAUCACGUGUUGGCGAUGACCGGUCAGCCGAAUCUCUACUACAUGGGACACUCGCAGGGAACUCUGAUCAUGUUCUCUCGUCUCGCUCAGGACACGGACGGCAGUUUUGCAAAGAAGAUCAGAAGAUAUUUCGCACUGGCGCCCAUCGGAUCCGUCAAGAACAUCAAGGGCUUCUUGUCCUAUUUUGCACACAAGUUCUCUCCAGAGUUUGAUGUGAGUUGGAUCCUCUGUUCUGUCUAGUGUAAUGAAAUUUUCAGGGCUGGUACGAUCUCUUCGGCUCCAAAGACUUCCUGCCCGACAAUUGGAUCACAAAAAUGGCGGCCAAGGACAUCUGCGGAGAAUCGGAGAAAGAGGCGGAGAUGUGUGAUAACGAGUUGUUCCUGAUCGCUGGUCCCGAAAGUAACCAGUGGAACGCCUCACGGACGGCCGUCUACAGCUCUCAGGAUCCGGCAGGCACCUCCACCCAAAACAUUGUCCACUGGAUGCAAAUGGUCAGGCACGGAGGAGUGCCUGCCUUCGACUGGGGCACGAAAGAGAACAAGAAGAAGUACGGACAGGCGACGCCGCCAGAGUACGACUUCGCCGCGAUCAAGGGGACGAAGAUCCAUCUGUUCUGGAGCGACGAUGAUUGGCUGGGCGACCCGACGGACAUCAACGAGUUUCUGCUAAAGCAGUUGAAUCCGGCCGUCAUCGCCGAGAGUGUCAACUUGAAGAGCUUUAAUCAUUUGGACUUUUCAUGGGGUCUAAGUGCCACUCCUGACAUUUAUGUGCCUGCCGUCAAAACUUGUACGGACGAUUACUUGUCUUCACUUUAA
Caenorhabditis sp. 36 PRJEB53466 is the source of this 1520-nucleotide messenger RNA. NCBI's taxonomy places the organism in Eukaryota, Metazoa, Nematoda, Chromadorea, Rhabditida, Rhabditidae. The record is from the annotation of a GenBank genome assembly.